This is a messenger RNA of Cyclospora cayetanensis, 921 nucleotides long. RefSeq lists its product as uncharacterized. The record is from RefSeq and is a predicted model, not a curated record. The transcript is spliced from 5 exons. The coding region runs from base 1 to 921 and encodes 306 amino acids. NCBI's taxonomy places the organism in Eukaryota, Apicomplexa, Conoidasida, Eucoccidiorida, Eimeriidae.
AUGUACUUCACUUACGUCGUCAGACCGGGCGAGGCCCCCGAAGGUCGGGGUCCGCAGUUCGAGCCCUUCUGGAGCUUUUUAGUAAACUACAAUCUCAGGCUCGGGGUCUUCUUGCUGUUAGCGGCAUAUACCUGCCUUCUUAUGACUGUGUCCGCUGGACGUGAUGAUCCCCUGGCCCUCCUGAACGUCCUCCGUGCAACACCAGAUUCCGCAGGAAAGUGCCCUCUUUGGGCAGCGCAGCUGGGAUGCGGCAUUUUGAUCUUGGGUCACCUGACUGUUCUGGCCUUCCAGUCCCUCACUGACGACGACAGCAGCAUUAAGCAAUCACGAGGAUACCGUUCGGGCAGCAAGUUUCUCCAACAGGCGUCUUCCUUCGGAGUUGUUGCCUCCACUCUGUCCCUCCUGGUGGUGUAUUCCGCCAACUACUACUUCGAUGACCCCUGGAUGAACAAGACCGUUGGCAGUGGAUCUUCUUGGCUCAUUUUUUUCACUGCAAGACUUUGUGACGCGCUGUCAUUGUUUUUCUUCGCUGGUUCUGCCUUUUACCUUGAAGCCUACCAUUCAGAGGGCGCUGGAGAAGCCUGGGGAUGGUUGGGAGCCAUCUGCUUCAACCUUACUGCCUUUGCAGAAGUUGCAGCUCUCGCCACCUGGGGAAACGCUUCUUUUCCAGUUUGGGAUGCAGUGUACACCGUGAUGCUGGGGGUGUCCCUAUGCGUCCUAUUCUUGUGGUCUCUCUUCUUUGAGCCAGCUAGCCACCGCUUUGACGUGCGGCUGACACAGUCAGCCAUGCGUAACGAGUAUUAUAAGUCCCGUAACGCCAUGGCGUACUAUGGCCCAGCUGUUGUCAAUGCAGAUGGGGAGAUUGAUAUUGCUGCAGCAGCCCAACAGGCUCAGGCCUGUCUUAACUGUUCAAGCUGCUAA